AUGGCGAUCUGUACUUAUAACGCACGUACGUUUGCAUCGGAAGCGGCCAUCGAAGAUCUGAAGAUGCAAGCCAAGAAGAUCAAGUACGACGUCAUCGGACUGACCGAGACGAGACGACGUCAUCCUCUCAACGCCGUAUAUGAAACUGGAGAAGAACUGUUCUUAGGAACAUGCGACAGUAGAGGUGUUGGUGGAGUUGGCGUCCUCGUCAACACGAGUAUGGCAAAGAACAUCGACUCUUUUGAACAACUUACGACCCGAAUCGGACGUCUGCGGAUGAGAAAAUGUGGUCCAACACCAGUUUUGACUAUCUUCGUCGCUUAUGCUCCAACAUCAAGCUACGAAUAA
Messenger RNA from Necator americanus (New World hookworm), 348 nucleotides. RefSeq lists its product as uncharacterized. The record is from RefSeq and is a predicted model, not a curated record. NCBI's taxonomy places the organism in Eukaryota, Metazoa, Nematoda, Chromadorea, Rhabditida, Ancylostomatidae. The transcript has a single exon. The coding region runs from base 1 to 348 and encodes 115 amino acids.